Messenger RNA from Canariomyces notabilis, 1990 nucleotides. RefSeq lists its product as uncharacterized. The transcript has a single exon. The coding region runs from base 419 to 1636 and encodes 405 amino acids. Lineage: Eukaryota; Fungi; Ascomycota; Sordariomycetes; Sordariales; Chaetomiaceae. The record is from RefSeq and is a predicted model, not a curated record.
CCCCGCUCAACUCUCGAUCUUGAAAGUCGCCUGGUCAACGGGCGAAUUCGGAUAAGGAAUUGGCUCAGGAUCACAAUGCCGGUGCCAGUCGCUGCCAAAGGUGAGUUCAGAGUGCUUCAAUGAUUGUUGCUCCGCGUUUGCUUGUGUUUCCAGACCUGUGGCUGCCCCGCGCAAACCGUUGCGAAUCAUGGCGGUCGCCUGAACCUUGUGGCGAGAUUGCCCCGCCUACGGCCACGCAAUCCUCCCUAGCAGCCUCGUCUAGUUGCCACGACGGCUGAGCUUGAUGCAUCCUCCCGUCCCUCUUCUUUCAAUUCUUCUCUUGACUGUGCUUUGGUCAACAACGUAGCCUGCAUUUCCACCGAGAAUCUUUCUCAUCAAUCCUGUUUUCUGCGCAUCCCGGCCCAUCUGAUUUGUGAGCAUGCCACCCGUUAACCAUGCUGCCCUCGCCUCAGUUGGCAUCAUUGCCGCAUCGGUAGCGGUGGCCGCAGCCAUUGCUUUGUACGAAAGUCCAGAGGUCCGUCGCGUUGCAGAAGACCUCCGCAGACGCAUCGCCAUCGCUCUCCAUUCUCUUGGUGACAAUGUCGACCCAAGCAGGCGAGAGCCUCGCUUCAAUCGCCCCGAAGACGCCGAGGGCUUCUAUCAGUCGCACGAUGUCGACGCCGACGAUGAGACGCGGAGGAGACAGCGGGAAGAAUUGAUGUACUGGAAUGCUAUCCGCGAGGAACAAAGGCAACGAGAACGCCAAGGUUCACAGCAGCGUACGCCAUCGCAUCUGGGGUCGACUUUCGACGACUUCCUGGAGCCUGACGGCUCCGGGGAGCACGGAACCCUUGUCUUCAAUACCGGCGCAAAGACUUGGGAUUCCGACUCAAAUAACGUGCUUAGACGCCGAGGCAACUUGGCGGGUGCUAGGGGCCUCGACAUGUCUGUGAUCACCAACCCCUUCAGUGACGAGCAUGGCAUCGAGAUGGACGAGCGGCCACGCUUCCUUGAAGAGGAGGCCACGGAUCUGUAUCCUUUCCUUAAAGAGCAGCAGCACACCGAUCUACAGCGCAGUCAUGAUGGAGCCAUGUCAGACAUCUACAAUGCGACGCCGCUGGUCCGAUCCCCCGAGCUUGCUCGGUCCCACGCCACGCUCUCUCCGCAGCCGAAGCCCGUAGCGGCCGAGGUCCUCUUUGACUUUGACUCCCAUUCCCAAUCAAAUACACGCACCGAGUAUUCGACUGCAGUAGAACACGGGCAGCAGCAGCAACAGCGAGAAGGCACUGCCACAUCCACAUCCCGCAGCGUCACGCUUGAGCGUGACCUCGCCGAGGACGAGUACAUGACGGCGGGGCAAGACGAUCGGUCGGCUUACGCUUCGAUCCAGGCAUGGGCGCAGAACUCAUCUAACCCCGGGUUCUACUCACCUCUGCCCGUUUCUCCGCCGGCGCCCGUCUCGGAACCGGAGCUGAUCAGCGAGGGCCAGCUAACCCCGACAGACUCAGUCUCGGUGGUGGAUGUUGCAAAUGACACAGUGUCGUCCCGGGGGGGGUACGACGUCAUGAGCGAGACGGAUGACGGCAUUCCCACUCCUCAUUCAUGGUCCGAGGUGGGAAGCGUUAUUAGCGAGAGCGAGAGCGCAGCGCGCGCGUAGAUGGCUGAGGGGUAUUCCGGUGUUUAUGUUUGUUUAAUGGUGUUUGAAGUUGUUCACAGCAUUCCGAUGGGCUUUUACCUGGGUAGGCGUUUUUAGGCACACUGGAAUAGGGUGAAAUCGGUCGAACGAGGGACUACUUGGGUAUUAUUUGGAGACAUGAUGGGUAUUCUGAUAGGGAUUUGGUUGGCUGCUACACUCCUGGCGACGAUCGUAUUGUACUGAAAGAGCCCAAAGAGGCUGGGUACCUCUCUCAUGGUAUGUUUCAGGUUCAAGAUAGACGAUCUUCUAUUCACUAUACCUAUAUAUGAUCCGUCUCUCCCCAAACGUACGAUUCACAGCUUAUUUACAACUGGU